AUUAAUCCUAUUCUCAAUUCAUCAGCUCUUCUAUCAAUUGUACUACUUACACUACCCAUCCUUCAUAGUCUCAUAUUUCCUAACAAGACUAAACACUUUCCUUCCUAUUGCAAAAACAUAAUUAUAUUAGCCUUCUUCACCAGCCUACCCCCACUAUUUACUUUCAUCUACAAUGGUCAAGAAUCAAUUAUUACCAACUGACACUGAUUUUCAAUCCACUCAUUCUCCAUCUCAAUAAGUUUUAAACUUGACUUCUUUUCUAUCAUCUUUAUUCCCAUUGCCCUAUUUGUAACUUGAUCCAUCCUUGAAUUCUCCCUAUGAUACAUGCACGCUGACCCUAAUAUCUCCCGAUUCUUUAAAUACCUAACCAUCUUCCUUAUAACAAUGAUUAUCCUAGUCUCAGCCAACAACCUAUUCCAACUUUUCAUCGGAUGAGAAGGCGUAGGAAUUAUAUCCUUCAUACUUAUCGGUUGAUGGUAUGGACGAACAGACGCUAAUACCGCAGCCCUUCAGGCCAUCCUUUACAACCGCAUCGGAGACAUUGGGUUUAUACUAUCUAUAGCCUGACUAAUACUAAAUAACAACUCUUGGGACCUUCAACACGUCUUCUCAACCAACAUAGAUACUAUUGCCCUCCUUGGCCUAAUCAUUGCAGCCACCGGAAAGUCUGCCCAAUUUGGACUUCAUCCUUGACUCCCCUCUGCCAUAGAAGGACCAACCCCCGUAUCAGCCUUACUCCACUCCAGCACUAUAGUAGUCGCCGGAAUCUUCCUCCUAAUCCGAUUUCAUCCUAUAAUCGAAAACAAUCAAAUUAUCCUCACAACCGCUCUAUGCCUAGGGGCCAUAACAACCCUGUUCACAGCCAUCUGCGCAAUUACACAAAAUGAUAUUAAAAAAAUCGUAGCCUUUUCAACAUCCAGUCAAUUAGGCCUGAUAAUAGUUACCGUGGGCCUCAACCAGCCUCACCUAGCAUUCUUACAUAUCUGCACCCACGCCUUCUUCAAAGCAAUGCUAUUCCUAUGCUCUGGGUCUAUCAUCCACAGCCUCAAUGACGAACAAGAUAUUCGAAAAAUAGGAGGACUAUUUAACUCAAUACCUAUCACAUCCUCUGCCUUAAUAACAGGCAGCCUUGCACUCACAGGAACCCCUUUCCUGGCAGGCUUCUACUCAAAAGAUUCAAUCAUCGAAGCCCUAAAUACAUCAUACACAAACUCAUGAGCCCUUAUUAUAACAAUAAUUGCCACCUCCUUAACCGCUAUCUACAGCCUACGUAUUAUUUUCUAUGCCCUCAUAGGUUACCCCCGAUUUACACCAAUAACCCCCAUCAAUGAAAACAACCCUAACCUAAUUAACCCUAUUAUACGACUCGCCCUAGGAAGCAUCUUUGCAGGCUUCAUCUUAACAGCUAACAUUCCUCCAACAUCAUCCAUCUCCAUGACCAUACCAACCAUAAUCAAACUAUCUGCCCUAAUAGUUACCCUUCUGGGCCUUUUAAUCGGUAUAGAACUAAACUCUCUUAGCAAUAAACUCAUAAACUCAACUAACCAUACUGUCUUCUUCUCUAGUUUACUAGGUUACUUCACUCACAUUAUACAUCGAAUGACUCCCCUAAUAAACCUAUUUGUAGGCCAACGAAUCGCUACCAUACUAAUUGAUCUUAACUGAUACGAGAAAACAGGACCUAAAGGUCAAGCUUAUACUCAUUCCUUAGUAUCUUCAAAACUCUCCUCAACUCAAAAAGGACUAAUAAAAACAUACUUCCUAUCUUUUCUUGUCUCAAUUACACUCGUUCUAGCACUUAUAUAA
Gracilinanus agilis (Agile Gracile Mouse Opossum) is the source of this 1806-nucleotide messenger RNA. Lineage: Eukaryota; Metazoa; Chordata; Mammalia; Didelphimorphia; Didelphidae. The record is from the annotation of a RefSeq genome assembly.